AUUUCCAGCAUGAAAUUAGAAUAUGAUUUGAUCAUCAUUGGUGCUGGGAUCGUUGGGUGUGUCGCAGCCGUUGCUUUUGGAAAGCAAGGGAGAAAAGUUUUACUUAUCGAAAGAGAUAUGAGCGAACCCAACAGAAUUGUUGGUGAAUUACUUCAACCUGGAGGUGUUAAAGCUUUAGAAAAGCUUGGUUUAUCAGAGUGCCUAGAAAAUAUUGAUUCAAUCCCAUGCUAUGGAUAUGGUGUUUUUUAUGAAGGCGAAACUGUUUCUAUACCUUACCCAAGUGUAAAUGGCAAAGCUUCCCGAGGUCGUUCAUUUCAUCAUGGAAAAUUUAUUAUGAAUCUUCGAAAGGCUGCUUCAAAAAUAUCAAAUGUCACUAUCUAUGAAGCUAUGGCGAAUGAUAUUAUUAGUUGUCCAUUAACUGAACGUGCAUUAGGUGUAAUAUGUACACCUAAGGGCGAAAGUGAUGUCCGCCAUUUUCACGCUCCUUUAACAAUCAUUGCUGAUGGUUGUUUUUCAAAGUUUCGUAAAGACUUUAUCCUAAGAGAUGUACAAAUAAAAUCUAAUUUUGUUGGAUUUGUAAUGAAAGAUGCUAUACUUCCAUUUCCGAAUCAUGGUCAUACACGCGUAUUAAUUGAUGUUCCUGGAAAGUUGCCAAGUAAUGGUUCAGGCGAACUAAAGAAAUAUAUUGAAAGUAACGUCUUGCCAUUUAUUCCAAAAUCUGUUAAACCAUCCUUUUAUGAAGCAUUACAAACUGAGCGUCUUCGUUCAAUGCCAAACAGCUUUUUACCACCUUCUGCCAAUGUUAACGGAGGAUUGAUUAUUUUGGGUGACGCGAUGAAUAUGAGGCAUCCUUUGACUGGUGGUGGUAUGACUGUAGGCUUUAAUGAUGUAUUAAUACUUUCCGAUCUUUUAUCUCCUACUCAAACACCGGAUUUCAACGAUAUUGGACUUAUAUUGGCACAAUUGCAAGUAUUUCAUUGGAAGCGAAAAUUUUAUUGUAGUACUGUUAUAAACGUACUUGCGCAAGCGUUACAUUCUUUAUUUGCUGCAGCGGAUGACAAGUAUUUACAUAUAUUACGUGAAGCAUGUUUCAAGUACUUUAAGCUCGGCGGUAUUUGCAUCAGUCAUCCUUGUGGAAUGUUGGCAGGAUUGAUUGACAUACCAGUCGUGGCACGCCAGCGAGCAUGCACGGUAUAA
This is a messenger RNA of Dentiscutata erythropus, 1197 nucleotides long. The record is from the annotation of a GenBank genome assembly. NCBI's taxonomy places the organism in Eukaryota, Fungi, Glomeromycota, Glomeromycetes, Diversisporales, Gigasporaceae.